Molecule: messenger RNA, 2653 nt
Organism: Toxotes jaculatrix (banded archerfish)
Lineage: Eukaryota; Metazoa; Chordata; Actinopteri; Toxotidae
Gene: sptssb
Product: serine palmitoyltransferase, small subunit B
Exons: 2
Coding region: 578-844 (88 amino acids)
Biological process (GO): endoplasmic reticulum organization; ceramide biosynthetic process
Cellular component (GO): serine palmitoyltransferase complex
Molecular function (GO): serine C-palmitoyltransferase activity
Source: RefSeq, a predicted model, not a curated record
UGUAGCUUCCAAAAUUUUCUCACAAUGAAAAUGUGUCCAGAUGUUGGUUUUUCUUAUUCAGUCUUUUCCUAUCACAGAGAAGGGGAUGAAGAGAAGCAGUCCUAUUUGUGAAUGGUUUUAUAAGCUACAUUUCAGUCAGCUGGACGUUAAGAAGAUAUCAGAAAUCAUUUUUACGUGCUGUGAAUGAUUUUAUGUUUGUUUUGUGUUAGGUGUCAUGAGGAGGUCUGCGGUAUUAGGUGCAGACCAGUGUGCUGUCUCGGCUUGUUUUUGCAGCCUGUGCAGCAGCAGCUGCUGCUGCCUACGUCAGAGGUGGUACUGCGGCGCAGUGUCGGGCUGCAGCAUGGUGGGACGGAUGAAAGACGCGACACGGGCUCGAGAAAGUUUAAAGAUGCUGCACAUGGCAGCGGACUUUACAUGGUUGAUGUAAAGCUGCAACCAAGGCAUCGAUUCCUCCUGCGUCUCUGAUGCGAGGACUAUUUUUCUUUUCUUUUUCUCUCUCUCUCUCUUUUUUUUUUUUUGGCUGCGUAAAAAUACACCCUCCGGCCUACGCGUUAAAGUCCUCGGUCACUCCACCUGCAUGAUCUGUGAGCCAGCCUGCAGGAUGAACUUCAAGAACUUGAGGGAGUACCUGGCCUGGCUGUACUACCAGUACCUGCUCAUCACCGGCAUCUAUGUCCUGGAGCCCUGGGAAAAGUCCAUUUUCAACUCUGUCCUCUUCUCUGCUAUCGCCAUGGUGGUCUACACCUCAUAUGUCUUUGUGCCCAUCCAUGUGCGCCUGGCACUGGAGUUUUUCUCCGGGAUCUUUGGCGGGCAGCCUGAGAGCACCAUGGCACUCAUGAACUAAAAGAAGAAAAUAUGGAGGAAAAGAAGCAGCGACUGGGUGGAUUAGCAUGAGUCCCUAAACCAUUUCUUAUAACUCAACUCCUUAGCUCUCAGAGCACCCUGAGCCUGUCUUUACAUCACGUAAAUGUCAAACUACAGCAGUCCAUCACCUCAGUUUAUCAAGGGUGAAAACAUGAAGAUCUUAAUGGAACUAUCUGGAAAGCAGAGCCUUACUAUCUUCUUUACAUCCCAAACCCUCUGGCCUUACCCCAUGGUAUUAGACACGCGACUGUACAUUACUUUCACACCCUCGCUGUGAAACAUGUUGUAUGUCCUAUUUGUUUUUAUUUUUCCUCACCACAUAUCCUGUGUGAAUGCAUACCACCUCUCGGUUUUGCAUGAUAGGAUCUUAGAAGAGUAGUAGAUUUGCAUGCUCGUCUCACUACAAAAUACUACUAGACUCUCUUCUUUCCAUAAGAACUUUUCAGCUGCAGACUUUAAAGCAAAUUAAAUUUUUGCACUACAUAGUGCCCUUGAAAGUUCCAAUGAUGGAGCAAACAAAGUAGUGACCAUGGCAUGUGCUCUACUUUCUGCUAUUAAUCACGAUUCACCACUAUGUGUCUACACCUGUCAGCAAAACGACAAUGCAGCUCACUACAAACUAUUCAGUGUCUAUUAUAUAGGGAGCAGUGUAUACGUGAAUGAGGGAGUGAUUUUAGACACAGCCUUGGGUAAGCUUCCUCCAGUGUCACAGAAGACAUUUCACAGUGUGUCUCACACACUGACUCACCCCCAACAUUUCUGACAUGCACUUAGUGUUUCUAGUUGAUCCAUGGUUUUAUACCAGAACCACUAUCACCUUUUAUAGUUGCCUUUAUGCACUGUAAUGCUGACUGGCAUUGUACAUUGCACGUUUCAUGUACGUUUCAAGAGAGAGUUUGGUAGAAAAGCCCAAGCUAUGCAAUGUAUCCAAACGUAUCACGAUCAGGGAUCAGUUACACAGUUGUGGAAUGUUUUGCACCAGGCCUACAUUUACCGAUUUAGUGGUCAAAGUGAGUAAUAUAACAAAAUAAUGGCACCGAUGUGUGCCGAGCCCUCUCUUUAUCUCAUAUUUUUUAACUGUUGGUAUGUCAUGAAGGUGUGCUCUGCACUGAACUUUAGCAAAUAUUGAUACAACACACCUUUGUGUUUUAGGCUUGGUUUUGUUAAUGACGUAGCUUUACUCAAACAACAGCCUCUGAGCUCGAAGCAGAACUGCUUUCUGUCAAAUGCAAAAUGCAGUCAAAUUGGCCUGAAUGAUGAGAGAAAGCCUGAGUUGUCAACCAAAAACCGUCUUCCUUACCUAUAGUUGAUCUAUAGCGAAUGAACCAGAGAGAGAGAAUGAGUCGUUGUGUAUCUGGUAGUUGUGAUGAGCAUUGCAUUUAGUCGUGUGCUUAAGAUCAUUUUUAAUUAUUUGUGCUUUGGGUCAAGGGCUUGCUGAUUAUAGUCUAAACAUGAUCUCUAAGUUGACUUUAUUUAUAUGGAGUUAUAUAUUUAUAUACACUGGUAAAUGCUUGGCUGGUUACAAUGUCAAUUACCAAACUUUUUUUUUUUGAUUAUUUAUAUCUGUGUUCUCUUGAGGCCAUACAGUAAAUUACACAUAAUUUGUUCUUUAAGUGCUUUUAUAUUGUUCUCAGUUUAUGUAAUUUCACUUCAGUUUUGUUUCAGUAGUCCAAGACAUUUCCUCUACCAAGAAUGAAGGUCCUCGCUGAGAAGCUUUUUUUCACCGUUCACGAAAUGAAUGAUUUAUUUAUACAUGAUAGCGACACAUCACUGCAAUAUUCAGAAAAUA